CUGAGACGCCACCACCAGCUGCUCAGAGGGUCCGGCCGGCUGACGGCCGCCGAGAUGGGCGCUUGGGCCCUGCUGCUGCCACUGCUCAUGGCCACGGCUCAGGCCCAGGUCUGCUCUGUGAACAACAACUUCUUCGAAGUCCAGGAGAACACGAAUCAGAGCGGGCCCCUGGCUGACAUCUACGUCCCCAAGGGCCAGCAGGUGACCCUCGGCCCAUCGUCCACCCCCUACGCGUUCUGGAUCCAGGGGACUCAGCUGUUUCUCAAUGUGACUCCUGACUAUGAGGAGAACACGAUGCUGCAGGCGCACCUGGAGUGCAGAAGUGGAGACACCGUGGUGACCCAGCUGAGAGUGCUGGUGUUCGUGCUGGACAUCAAUGACAACGCGCCCGAGUUCCCCUUUAAAAUCAAGGUGAAGAAAAUACCUGAGGACACUAAAGUGAAUACCACUGUCAUCCCUGAGACGGAACUGGAGGCCCGGGAUCUCGACAAGGAUGACAUCUUGUUCUAUACCCUCCAGGAGGUGACCCCGGGCGCCAGUAACUUCUUCUCCUUGGUGGGUACCAACCUCCCUGCCCUGCGGCUGGACCAGCCACUGGACUUCUACUCAUGGCAGAACAUUACCUUCCGGCUGCUGGUGCGGGACACACAGGAGGAGAAUGCAGAGCCCAGCCACACGGCCACAGCCACCUUGGAACUGAAGGUGCAGCCUGCUGACCUUCGCCCCCCCUGGUUCCUGCCCUGUGGCUAUUCAGACCCUUACAUCUGCAUCAACGCUGAGUACCACGGGGCUGUCCCCCUGGGGCACAAACUGCCAGCCCCCCUCGUCCUACAUCCUGGGCCCAUCCACGCCGUGGACGGGGAUCAGGGCAUCAACCAGCGCAUCCUCUACAGCAUUAUGCAGGGACAAGAUGGCACAUUUGCCAUCGAUGCUGACUCGGGCAACCUUACCAUGACCAGAAGCGUCCCCAGCCCAAAGACCUUCACUCUGCUGGUCAAGGGUGAACAGGCAGACCGUGCCCGCUACUCGGUGACCUGGGUCAGGAUCGAGGCCCGAAAUGCCACUGGGAGCCUACCCUACUUCCCCAAGAGCCGGUACCAGGGCCGGGUGGCGCGCGGCUCUGGAGCAGGCAUGGAGGUCAAAGACGCAACCGCCCCCUCCCUGCCUCUGAGGAUCUGGGCCCAGGACCCUGACUUUCCGGACCUCAACUCUGCCAUCACAUAUCGCAUCACCAAUAACACCAACUUCCGGAUGGAUGGCGAGACUGUGCUGACUGCUGCCCUGCUGGCCGAUGAGGGGGUCUUCUAUGCAGAGGUCGAGGCCAAUAACACAGUGACCGCAGGCACAGCAACCACUGUGGUGGAAAUACAGGUGCUGGAGUGGGAGGAGCCCCCGCCCACAGCCUCACCCAGCGGGGGCUCAACACAGACGCUAAAGCCAGGAACCUCUCAGCCGAUGCCCCCUGGGCCCAGCAGGACCCCACAGACCUCAGGGCCACCCCAGACUGGAGGAGGCAGCACUCCGGGGAACGGCGAGCCGGGGAUCAGCCACGUUGAGCACCAGCGCUUCUCUGUCGUGGACAUGGCGGCCCUGGGCGGGGUGCUGGGCGCGCUGCUUCUUCUGGCUCUGAUUGCCCUCCUUAUCCUCAUCCACAAGCACUACGGCCAACUGCUCAAGUGUUGCUCCGGAAAAGCUCCGGAUCGCCAGCCCCUCCGCUUUGACAACCAGGCCUUUGUUGCCCCCCAAGAGGACAACCGGGCGCCAGCUCCCCGCUCCUCACCUGGCCCCACCCGGGCUGCGGCCCCGGAGCCCCCGGAGCCCCCGGAGCCCCCGGAGCCCCCGGAGCCUGCGCCCCCAGAGCCCCCCAGCGCCGCGGCCGCGCGCCCUGCCUCAGAGUCCCCCGAGGUGGCCCGCGAUGGAGGCGGCCCAGCGGCUGUGAGGUCCAUCCUGACCAAAGAACGGCGGCCCGAGGGUGGCUACAAGGCCGUGUGGUUCGGGGAGGACAUUGGGGCUGAGGCCGACGUGGUGGUCCUCAACACGCCCGCCUCAGACGCGGCCCGCGCCGCCGACUCUGGCAGCGAGGUCAGCAGCGACGACGACGCGCCGGACGCCGGCUCCACCUACGUCUAG
Molecule: messenger RNA, 2130 nt
Organism: Leptonychotes weddellii (Weddell seal)
Lineage: Eukaryota; Metazoa; Chordata; Mammalia; Carnivora; Phocidae
Source: RefSeq, a predicted model, not a curated record